This is a messenger RNA of Entrophospora sp. SA101, 420 nucleotides long. The record is from the annotation of a GenBank genome assembly. NCBI's taxonomy places the organism in Eukaryota, Fungi, Glomeromycota, Glomeromycetes, Entrophosporales, Entrophosporaceae.
AUGGCAAUAGGUUUUGUUGUUGGGUAUGGUGAAUAUGGCGAAUAUGGCGACGUUACUCCUACUGAUUAUUGGGAGGAAGAUGACAAUGAUUGUGGACAUGAAUAUUCAUGUACAAAUUCAAAAUUACACCCAUAUAAUAAUCUUUGUGACAUUACUCAUAAGGUGGUGAUUCAUGGUGUAAAGGCCAUUACUCAUGACGUAAAGGCCAUUGCCAUUACUCAUGGUGUUGAGUCUAUUGCUCAUGUGUUAUUUGAAGUGAGUGGUAACCUUAAUCUUGCUGCUGCCUCCUCUAUUGCUGUUGUUGUUGAUCUUUUAUCGCUUGUGAUUUCUCUUGGAUUUUCCAUUGUUUACACUCGAAAUAAUUUCUUGGAUGAUUGUUAUUUUAGUUUUAAAAAAAAGAGGUUAAAAAAAGAGCUAUAG